UUUUUCUCUCGAUACAACCUGAGAAGUAUCCUAGGAGCCUUGUGCUUUAGACAUCAUGAGGCACAUUUCGGCAGCCAUUUGUCUCGUGGUCCUCGUUGCCUUUACGGCGGACGCACACGCCAUUCCGGAAGAGGAGUCUAACCUCGACGCAACAUUCGACAGGGCGGCCAAAUGUGCCGCUCAAGAUGCUGUUUAUGUGGGUGAGAUCCUGCGAGAAGUGGCCCAGAUCCUAGCUGAGGACGAGGAGAUUAAUUCUGAGAGCGAUGAGUACUUUCUUCGUGAUCUGUGGGAGAAAACAAAGGACGCUUUGAAGAACGCCACCCAAAAUGUGAAGCAAAGCGUAAAAGGCGCCUACAAAGAUGCCAAGGGCCACAUCAAGAAAGCCGCUGAGGACGCCAAGAAGAAGAUGAACAAAAAGGUAGCCGAGAUCAUGUCCAAGUUGUUAAGUAAAGUUACGAGUGGCUAUGCCUUGGAAGAUUCUGAGAGUCGCGGGAGCUUUGUCAAGCUGUUUCUCGAUGUCAUCAUGCGAGCAGCCCAGCGAUUUAUGAAGAUGGGCAAGGCUUUGGAAAGCAUUCAGCAGUGAUGAAAAUAAAUAAGCUCAACUGCGAAACUCAUAAAAA
Molecule: messenger RNA, 620 nt
Organism: Dermacentor andersoni
Lineage: Eukaryota; Metazoa; Arthropoda; Arachnida; Ixodida; Ixodidae
Source: RefSeq, a predicted model, not a curated record